Molecule: messenger RNA, 1623 nt
Organism: Hydractinia symbiolongicarpus
Lineage: Eukaryota; Metazoa; Cnidaria; Hydrozoa; Anthoathecata; Hydractiniidae
Exons: 6
Coding region: 1-1608 (535 amino acids)
Source: RefSeq, a predicted model, not a curated record
AUGGUACGCGUAUCGGCUUUUUUAUUCAUUUUUUUUUUCAGAGUAACCGAAACGAACAUUGCACAUAAAACAUCCGAGCAGGAGAAACUGCAAAAAAUUCGCAAAGAUUUUAUAAAACGUCCUCCAAAAAAAAUUCUUACAUUCAAAGAAAACAUCAAAGAGGAAGAAGAGGAAGUAGAAGAAACAGAUGAAAGGAAAAGAAAAACAAAAGCAAACAUUCCACCACCCUACGAUCAGUACUAUGAUUACGAAUGGUUUCCAAAGAGCGUCGGCUUUAACACCAGCACAAUAGUUCAUGCACUUUUAUCCCAAAUGAAUCCUGAUGAACCAAUGAUUUUUAAAGAUAUUCUGGCAUGUUUUGUCGACAUUCAUCGAGUCUGCGGAAUUUAUGGUAGUUGUUUUGACAAGAUCGUAGAAGCUCUUUUUCCUUUAAUCGAUCAUUCUUCCGCGCAAAUACGUCAUUUCACUGUUAAAGUGUUAUGUGCGUUGGGCGUUAAUAGAAAGAAAGUGGUUCUUAAAUUGGUAUCAAAGUUGGAUGAUCCUGUGUCAGUCGUACGGGAGGAGGUGAAGAUAGCAAUAGAUAAAAUGGCCGGUAUCACUAAUGCAGACACAUUAGUUUCUUCCCUGAGACAAUAUGGAGCUUUAAUAGAAGAGCAGAGAUCGGAUGACCGAGAAGUGUUGGAACAAUUUCGAGAAACCAUCACAGCACGAAAGGAUUCUUUACGAGAAAGGUUGACCGCAUUUUAUGCAAAUUACGCCGAGCGAGAUGCAAGAAUUACGCAUUGGCUAAAUGAAAUGAAUAGACCAAACCCAGCGAAAAAAGUACGAAAGCGAUUUUCAAAGAGUUCGGCCGAAGCAUCCUUUAAUAUUCACGAAAAUCAAAAGGCUAAAAGAAAAACACAACCCGGUGGUAAAAGUUCGCAUGAAGAGGAAAUAAAGCUAUCAGUUUAUGGUGGAAGCUCAUCUUUGGUGAAUAUAGAGAGCUCACAAAACCAACAGAAGGAUGAUAUCGCAGAUGAAAUUAAUUAUAACGAUACAACGCAAGUAAACGCUUUCGCAUUGGAAACAGGUGAUAUUGUAGACGUAAGUUCUCCUACUCAACAUAGUGAUGGUGGAAGUGACAGCCUAACAAAAGAAAGAAAACGCGAUGCAAUUUACACCAAUGAAAACAUUGAACACGUAAUGCCUUCCAAUGACAACGAAAAUGAAAGAAUGAAAUUUCAGUUGUAUAGCAAAGCCACAAUACCACCUGCUGGUACAAAUGCAGCGUUUAAAAUACCUACUACAACAAACAAAGUGGACCCUUCUUCAACCAACACAGCUGAGGUUGAUUUACAAUUUGCUGCAAAAAUGUAUGGUAGCACAAAGUAUUAUAAUGAACAUCCUGACAAGGCAAUGAGAACGAGGUUAUCGGAGGAUAUAUCUUCGAUAUCCCAUCAAACGUCGUUGACGAGCGGGCAAAACUAUGGAGAAAAAGAGCUCCGUGAUGAAAAGAGUUUGCCAUGUGACUGGAGAACAUAUCUCAAUAUGAUUCUUCACAGAUACAAAUCAAGUACAGAGGUUAAUAUUUCAAGUUUUAAAUUUAUUUUAUUACACAAAAAUUGUUAAAACCUAACGACGGCU